Molecule: messenger RNA, 2301 nt
Organism: Durusdinium trenchii
Lineage: Eukaryota; Dinophyceae; Suessiales; Symbiodiniaceae
Source: the annotation of a GenBank genome assembly
AUGUCUUCAGAUGAAGAAUUUGGAGUGUCAGACGAUGAGCCUGGGGUGGCAAAGGAGAUCUUCGAAUCAUCAGAUGAUGGAGGUGAGGCUGCUGUGCCAGCCCUGGGAAAUCAAUUGUGCUGCGAGCAAGAAUUUUUCUCCUCCUCUGAUGAGUCCACCAAGCCAGAAAGCUCUUGCCAGACUGGCAAGAAAGAAGUGGUGGCCAGAAGUGCUUCGAAGAGAGCCUACACAAAUAGGCGAUCACGAACUGGUGCUGCUCGCUUUUUGGGGAAACCAGUUUGCCUACAAGCUUUGCGUCGAUUGCUUGCGAUUGGCACUAGCACAUUGGACAAACUACGACACAGCCAGGUUGCUUUCACUGGACGGUCCGCUCGACCCAAACAUCCGAUCUUCGGUUUCUGCUUGGAUGGCGAAGCUUCAGCCAAGUGGCAUUCAGUGGCAGUGUUCCUCUGGCACAUUUACCAUUCUUCUGCAGAGUUCAUGCCUUCUAAUUUGCGCCUUCCGCGUGGAAGAAAGGAAACCCCAGAGCCAUUUGAUCGUGCCACAGUUGACGGUGAUGACCAAGACUUCAGCGUUCGCUAUGUCUCAAAAGUUCUGAGUGAACUUCAUGAAUACAACGCAGACAUCAAUGUGAAAAUGCUUGGACCUGGCGGGGAUGAUGUUCCAAAGCGGUGGCUCCAGCAUUCAAACAGGACAGAACUCUACCAUGAGUAUGUGGCGUACAGCGAGGCAAAUAACUUGAAACCAGCAAGUUAUAGCACCUUCUUGAAAGUAGUCAAUUGUGUCAUGAAGUUGCUGGCCGGGUCAGUGAGUACAUCGGUUCUCACCUGCAUCCAAGACGGGAUGGACCAGGCGAAAUUCAAGAUGCCAAGGCUGGACCCUAGACUGCGACACUCCAAACUCGUCGAGCGUUUGUACCGGCCACAACAGCACAUCGUUGCAAGCUGGCUGCACGGCCACAGUCUGCGCUUCUGGGUUUCCGGUGAGGAAUUACCAAAAAACUCAGAGACUUCAAUCGAAGCAAUGGCCAGAGCGUUGUCUGAGUGCCUGAAUGAUAUGCAGAGGUUGCCAUUGACGCUCCAUUGCCAGCAUGAUUCGACGUACCGCGAGGCGAAGAAUCAGUACUUCUGCCGCUUUUUGUUACUGAUGUGCGCAUUGGGCGUAUUCCGCCAAUGCUGCAUUAGUUUCUUGAGAACGGGCCACAGCCACGAAGACGUGGACCAGAUUUUUUCGCAAAUAGCGGCGAUGUUGGCGUGCAAAUCUUUCAGCACGCCAGAUGACUUGCUGGAGAUACUCAACAUGACUUGCCGAGCGGACGAUGGGGCCGAGGCGGUUCGCAAGAAGCGGAGGAAGCUCCAAAAGAUUGCCUGCCAUGCAGCUAGGUCUGUGCGUGAUCGUGCUGAGCAAGGGUCGGCGCAUGAGUCUCCGGAAAUUCUUCUCUAUAGCAGUUCUGAUGAGGAGCGUCAGACCCAUCCCAAGCAGAAAGGGAAACCGAGCCGUGCUGAUGCAAACAGAGCUGACGACGGCGGGGAUGAUCCAGAUGCAGAUCUGACAACGUUGCCUGCCUGGCCGGCUGAUAUGGAGUUUGGAGUGAGACACUCCUUCCUUUGUGAGAAUGAUAAGCAAAAGCUGCGAUUUCUCAAUGAAUCCUUUCCGGAUGCUGACCACAUCUUCCACGACAUGGUUGAAGUAUCCAAGGGACGGGCCAAGGAUUUCAAGCUCGGCGGGCAAUACACUACAGUUCCAGAGGUGGAUGGUGUGGUGAGCGGUUUUCCUUGCGUUAGCGUCAGCGCUUUGAACAUGUGUGCCAAAAGCUUCAAAGAUACCAGUGGUGCGACUGGAUGCGGCUGGAAGUCUGUGCGAGACUUUAUGAAGCGGAACAGGCCCGGGUUUGCUGUGCUCGAGAAUGUGAAAACUCUUACCCACACACGGGCCAUUGACGACUACACGAAGCCUGUGGACAUGAUCAUGAAGUUCAUGGCCGGGCUCGGCUACGAGUGCAUGUAUGAAGUGGUGAACUCAACCAGCUAUGGCUUACCUCAGUCAAGGACUCGUUGUUGGAUGAUCUUCAUCCGGCUGGAUUCCUUCCAGGCCCUUGCUCCUAGGUCGCCUGACUCAUUACUUUCCACAUUCCAAUCCUUUCGGCUGCAGCCUUGCGCCUUGCAAAAACUCUUGCUUGAUGGCAACGAUCUCGAGGACAAAUCGUCUCAUCGCACCACGCAGCACAAGGCCAAGGGUCUGAAGUGGCAUGAGAAGUUCGAGACAGCUUGUGGGCAUCUUGGCAAAGUUUCUUGGCUUUGA